Molecule: messenger RNA, 3207 nt
Organism: Phacochoerus africanus (Common warthog)
Lineage: Eukaryota; Metazoa; Chordata; Mammalia; Artiodactyla; Suidae
Gene: ADGRF1
Product: adhesion G protein-coupled receptor F1
Exons: 16
Coding region: 285-3068 (927 amino acids)
Biological process (GO): synapse assembly; adenylate cyclase-activating G protein-coupled receptor signaling pathway; neuron projection development
Cellular component (GO): plasma membrane
Molecular function (GO): G protein-coupled receptor activity
Source: RefSeq, a predicted model, not a curated record
UGGGCUUGUCUGCCUGCAGGGCUGUAACCUGCAGCAGGAAUCAGUGGCCUGGUACACCGGCCAGCGCGCUGCUGUGGCUCAGAUACUACACUCUUUCGAACAGAACCAGAAGUGACUGAGCCAGGAGGACGCCAGGCACAGGGCUCCCCGGGACUGUGACCUGAAGCAAGGAAUCCCAGAGAGCAGAGCUGCGGCAGCGCUGUUGGGAUGGCCGGGUGCUUGUGAAGUUCACGUGCAUCCAGGGAGCCAGCCUCGCAUGGGACAUGCCUGUCCAGUCUUAGACUAUGAAUCCAGCUGCUUAUGUUCCAUCCAGGACCAGGAGGGGCCAUCGGAAGAUGAGAGUCCCCGUGCUCUUCCUCAUCUCGUUUUUCACGGUCACUGAGGGCUCGGACAGCUUCCUGGGGACAGGUGAUGGCAUCAAAACAAAACAAGAACUCACUGUGAAUAAGGGAAAGCUUCCAGGCCCAAACCAGGAAUAUGAGCUGCUGCUUCAGGUGGCCUACCGCAAUUCCAAGGAGAAAAGAGACGUGAAGAACUUCCUGAAGCUUCUGGAGGCUUCACCCUUGUGGUUCUCUGGGUCAAUGAGGAUUCUCAGAGCAAAGGCCACCACGUACUGUGCCAACCAGAACGGGGUCCUGCGCUGUGCCUGUGAAGACGGCUACGUCUGGUUUCCUCCCUCGUGCCUCGACCCCCAGAACUGCCACCUUCAGGGUGCAGGAUCGCUCCAAAGCUGUGACUGUCAACUCAACAACCUCACCCACAGUGUCAAUUUCUGCGAGAGAACAAAGAUUUGGGGCACUUUCAAAAUUCAGGAAAGAUUUGCAAAAGACCUUUUGGAUUCAUCUUCGGCUCUAUAUGCCAAAUAUACCACUGGAAUUGAAAUUCAACUUAAGAAAUCCUUCAAAGGAAUCCCAGGUUUCGAAUCAGUUCGAGUCACUCAAUUUCGAGAUGGAAGCAUCAUUGCUGGGUAUGAAGUUAUUGGAUCCAGCAGCACAACUGAGCUGCUGUCAGGCAUUGAACAGGUGGCUGAGAAGGUGAAGGCCAGCCUUCGCGAGCUGUUCCCUCUAGAGGAUGACUCUUUCAGAGUGUUUGGAAAAGCCCAGUGUAACAACAUGGUCUUUGGAUUUGGGGCUAAGAAUGAUGAGUACACUCUUCCCUGUAGCCGCGGCUACACCGGGAACAUCACGGCCAAAUGCCAGCCCUCUGGGUGGCACAUUCUCAGGGAGAUGUGUGUCCUCUCUCAGCUGGAAGAGCUGAAGAAGAAUUUCAGUGUGAUUGCCCUCAGCGCCACUGAAGCAGCCAUGUCAUCCUUUGUACAAAAUCUUUCAAUCAUCAUUCAGCAAAACCCAUCAACCACAGCCGGGAAUCUGGCUUCCGUGGUGGCUCUUCUGGGCAAUGUCUCCUCCCUGUCCCGGGCAAGCAACUUCAGCGUGUCCAAUUCGACAAUGGAGAAUGUCAUCGGUAUAACUGACCACAUCCUUAAUUCAGCCUCAGUAACCAACUGGACCGUGUUGCUGCAGAAAGAACAACAAGCCAGUUCCCAGUUACUUGAGACACUGGAAAACAUCAGCGUUCUGGUACCUCCAGCAGCUCUACCUCUGAAUAUUUCUCGAGAAUUCAUUCACUGGAAAGGGAUUCCAGCAUCCCAACGUCAACGGGAGAUGGGUUACAGCUAUAAGACAGAGCUGUUCCCCCAGAAUACCUCCAUUCCUAUCAGAGGCCAGGUGUUAAUUGGGUCAGACCAAUUCCAGGGGUCAUUUCCAGAAACGAUCAUCAGCAUGGCCUCCUUGACCCUGGGGACCAUCCUACCCCUUACCAAAAAUGAAGAUGCUCAGAUCAACGGGCCUGUGAUAUCCACCGUUAUCCCAAACUAUCCCAUACAUGAUGUUUUCCUGAUUCUUUCCAAGAUAGAGUCGAACCUGAGCCAGCCUCAUUGUGUGUUUUGGGAUUUCAGCCAUUUGCAGUGGAACAACGCCGGCUGCCACCUCGUGAAAGAGACUCCAGACUCGGUGACAUGCCGUUGCACUCACCUGACGUCCUUCUCCAUGCUGAUGUCCCCCUUUGUCCCCCCUGCCAUCGUCCCCGUUGUGAAGGGGAUCACCUUCGUGGGGCUGGGCGUCUCCAUCGCAAGUCUCGUCUUAUGCCUGGUCAUUGAAGCUCUGUUUUGGAAGCAGGUCACCAAAAGCCAAACCUCACACACUCGUCACAUUUGCAUGGUGAACAUAGCCCUAUGCCUCUUGAUUGCAGAUCUCUGGUUCAUUGUCGCUGCCUCCGAGGACACAGCGGCACACCCUCCUGGAAUCUGCAUCGCGGCAGUGUUCUUCGCACACUGGUUCUACCUCGCUUUGUUCUUUUGGAUGCUUAUGCUCGGCUUCCUGCUGGCUUACCGGGUUAUCCUCGUGUUCCAUCACAUGGCCACGCCCUUGAUGAUGGCCAUCGGGUUCUCCCUGGGCUACGGGUGUCCUCUCAUCAUAUCCAUCAUCACCAUCGCGGUCACACAGCCCAGCAAUAGCUACAAAAGGAAAGAUGUGUGUUGGCUUAACUGGUCCGAUGGGAGCAAACCUCUCCUGGCCUUUGCUGUUCCCGCCCUGACGAUUGUGGCUGUGAAUUUGGUUGUGCUGCUGUUAGUUCUCGCAAAGCUCUGGAGGCCUGCGGUCGGAGAAAGGCUGACCCAGGACAAAAAGGCCACUGUCAUCCGUGUGGGGAAGGGCCUCCUCAUUCUGACCCCACUGCUGGGGCUCACCUGGGGCUUUGGCAUAGGAACCAUGGUGGACAGCGGGAAUCUGGCUUGGCACGUUAUUUUCGCGCUACUCAAUGCAUUCCAGGGUUUUUUCAUCUUAUGUUUUGGAAUGCUCUUGGAUAAUAAGCUUCGACACUUGCUGCUCAACAAGUUGUCCCCUUUAAGCUCCUGGAAGCAAACAUCAAAGCAAAACGCAUCAGAUCUAUCUGCCAAACCCAAGUUGGAAAAGACUUUGAACGUAUUCCAACACAAAGGCAAUUAUGUGCUUUCUUGCACUGGAGAGUCUUCCAACAACAUCAUGCUAACUCAGUUUUCAUCAAGCGAAUAAAGUUGGGAAAUGCAAAAUCAAGGGAAGAUUUUUGGAGCAAAAUGACAUGUAGAGCUAAAUGUCAGUGAAGAAAGAAUGUUCAAUAUUCAAUGGAAUUUUCUGAUCUAGGAGUCUGGGAAUAAAGUGAAGUUUCAGAGGC